AUGAACGGCCUUCGGAUGGACGAGCUGUCUGCUGAGGUAGAGGUUCUCGAGUCGAAGCUAUUGAAGACCGCAGAUCUCACUACCAAGAUUUCGUUAAGCUUGAAGAAGCUGUCAGCUAGCGCCCAGAAUGUCGAACAGGCUGUGAAACCGAUUUACAGCAAGACACAGUCCCUGACGGCCCUUGCUGGGAAUAUCGAUGAUGCCAUAGCCGCAAUCGAUAAGAUACGACAACCUGCAGAUGUCGUUUCUCAAGAGGAAGGCGUCAUUCGUCGGGGACCUAAGGCGACCGGAUUGACCGAGUAUCUUGCUGCUCUCAAGAGGAUCAACGAGGCAAUGGGGACUUUAAAAAAGUCUAACUUGAGAAGCUCCCAGAAAGCGGUCGGGCAGAUGACCGGCCUGCUCAAAGCCGGAAGCUUGCAGCUGGAAGACCUAUUCAGGCAAGCAUUGGCAGAAGAGUCCAAGUCUGUCGAACCACUCCAUUACAUCACAAAGGAACUGCCGUUCCCGACUUUUAGUUCUGAGAAGGUCAACAUGCUUGCGGUGCUCAAUGAUUUUCUCUCGUCAACACUCGCCCAGUCCUCCGGUAUCCAAUCCAAUGCAAACACAAUAUAUGCCGAAGUCCGUGGUCCCUACAUGACCAACUCCUUGGCCUCUCUAGCCCUUGCAACGGUAAAUACUACUCGCCGCGUCACUGUCGCACCGUACGAUAAGGGUUCGAAUGGUAUAUCGAUGUACACAAACGCCCUCGAGGCAAUCUUCGAGGCCGAGUACGACAAUAUCUGCCAUCUCUUCCCGUCAUCUGAGUGGCCAACGGUGUACAGUAAUACGACGCUGCAGCCUAUGGGCGUCUUCAAAAAGACCCUGGCAGAUUUAAAUGCAUUCGUCAAGGCAAACAUGGUGACAGACUGUUUCCUCGCAUACGACGUUAUUGAGAACGUCCAGCCCGCCAGUCUGCGUCUAAAGACAAAAACAGGCGAGCAGCGCGAGUUCACGGAGGCCCUGAAACCGCUGCGGCUCACCGCGCAAAGUAGUUUCUCGCACUUUCUUGAGGACAUCAAGAAAAGUGGGUCAAGCACAGUUGCUCUGCCAUUGGACAAUACUGUCGCAGAGCUGACUACGAAUGUCAUGGCCCGACUCAGAAGAAUGUCAGAUUAUCCUAAUGCGAUAUCAGGUCUUUUGGUCUCUUUGGGAGAGGGAAAUUGGCAUGGUAACAAGCCAUAUACUGCACCUACAAUGUCGGCCUUUGACGUUGGUGCGGAUGGAGCGCAGCUGCUAUCGCAGUUCUGUCUUGAUGCCAUUGAUCAGUUGAUACAUGAGCUGGAGCAGAAGGCGAGGGUGAUGAUCAAGAAGACAUCCACGGUUGCGGUCUUUAUGGUAAACAAUGUUCACUAUAUCGAGAGCAAUAUCCGGAAGAGCGACCUGGCGAAUAUUAUGUCCCGGGAAGCGCAGCAGAAGGUCGAAAAGUGGAGAAAAGACGCCGUAAAGAUGUAUAUGGAGCAGUGGAAGGAAUGUGCAGCAUACCUGAUGGACGUCACAUACACGAAGCAGCACUCAGGGGGGAAGGUCACACUAACUAGCAAGGAGAAGGAGGGCGUCAAAGAAAAGUUCAAGAACUUCAAUACGGCGUUUGAGGACCUUGUGCAGAGACAUAAGCAGUACACAUUUCCUGAUAAGGAAGUACGUACCAUGCUGGCCAAAGAGAUUGGGUUUAUUGGCCCACUUUAUGGGAGAUUUUACGAUAAGUAUAAGGACUUAAUGAGGGACAAAUAUGUUAAGUAUGAUCGGCACUCGUUGGAGACUAUGUUGGCACAGCUAUAG
Molecule: messenger RNA, 1818 nt
Organism: Morchella importuna
Lineage: Eukaryota; Fungi; Ascomycota; Pezizomycetes; Pezizales; Morchellaceae
Exons: 6
Coding region: 1-1818 (605 amino acids)
Biological process (GO): exocytosis
Cellular component (GO): exocyst
Molecular function (GO): phosphatidylinositol-4,5-bisphosphate binding
Source: RefSeq, a predicted model, not a curated record